Rhizopus microsporus ATCC 52813 is the source of this 5037-nucleotide messenger RNA. Its product is annotated as P-loop containing nucleoside triphosphate hydrolase protein. The transcript has 6 exons. Gene Ontology annotation, molecular function: ATP hydrolysis activity; ATP binding; ABC-type transporter activity. NCBI's taxonomy places the organism in Eukaryota, Fungi, Mucoromycota, Mucoromycetes, Mucorales, Rhizopodaceae. Bases 123 to 4814 code for a protein of 1563 amino acids. Gene Ontology annotation, biological process: transmembrane transport. The record is from RefSeq and is a predicted model, not a curated record. Gene Ontology annotation, cellular component: membrane.
AUCAUGAUGAGUAACCUAUUCACUGUUCCACUAUUCCACUUGCCGCAGUAAGUUGAGAGGCUGCUUAUAAAUUUUUUACUCUAUUGUAAUCCCCUGCCUUUUUCUUUAUCUUUGCUGUAUACAUGUCUGAUAGUGCAUUCGCUAUUGGCACGAUGAGUGCUCUUGCACUAGUCACAGCGUCCAGUGCAUUCAUACUAACGUUACAGCGAAUCUACUUUCACAAAUCACAACAAAAGGAUCUUUCACCACUUCAAUUUGACACAAAACGCGAUCUGACAGUACCCGUCACGGACGAUACCAACCGUUUAAAUAGACUGACUUUUUCAACUCUUGUCAUUGCACUGUUAUCAGCCUUCAACUUUUACACAGCGGUUGAUAAAGAUAAUAGCAGUCAUGAUUGGAUCAAAGUGGCUUCGGCCUGUGUCCAGUUUAUCGCUUGGUUAUAUGCCUUUGUUCUCGUACUCGUAUCUCGACGACACCAGCUUCCAAACGAGUGGGGAUGGAUAUUGAAUGUUCACUUGUUUAUCUUUUACUUCGCCGCCUGGUGUGUUGCUAUCUACAACUUGUAUAGCGCGCUCGUACUGAAUCUUAAUGAUACGCUGAUCCACUUGUUACCAAACGUUUUGGCUGUCAUAUUGGGAGCAGAUCUUAUCUGUUCAACUGGCUCAGCAAACAAAGGCCCACGGUUUUUAGAUGAAGAAGGUAGACCUGUUAUUGGUGUUGAAAGUGCCUCUAUCUUUUCGUUCCUUUCCUUUCGUUGGGUUUCUCCUCUGGUAACAUACGCCUAUAACAGUAAAAAGUUGACCGAAGAUGAUCUUCCUUCGUUGCCCCCUCUUUUCCGUGGCUACAACCUCUUUUAUAUCUUUGGCGCAUCUAAAGGCAAAUCAUUGGUCAGAAGAAUGUACCUUGCUAAUCGUCGCGCGAUUAUCAUUCACGUCACCCUAGCUAUAAUUUCGUCCAUGCUUUAUUACGUGCCUGCUUUCUUUAUCAAUCGACUAUUGUUUUUGAUCCAGGAUAUGAAAGGUGAAGGAGAUAGCGAAUCUUUACGAAAAGGCUUUUUGUUGGUCACUGGUGUGGCUUUAACGCUCUUUGUUGUGGGUCUCACCACUAGUCAAGUGUGGUAUUACGCGGCUUCUGUCGUGCAAGUCCGUAUCAAGUCCAUGCUAAAUAUUGAAAUCUACCGCAAAACUUUGCGUAGACGAGAUUUAGCUAUUGAUGCUCCCAAGAUCGAGGAAGAGGAGGAUAGCGAUGAUAAGAAGGACAAAAAGGAUGAUGACAAACAAAAGAAAGAAGAUAUUAGUUCAUCCAUUGGAACGAUCGUUAACUUGAUGAGUACCGAUACCAACCGUAUAUCUGAAUUCGCUACCUGGUGGUGGGCCGUGUUGGAAGCUCCUACUGAAUUAGGUGUUGGUAUCUACUUUCUCUACACUCUUCUCGGAAAAUCAUGCUUCUUGGGCCUAUUAGUGAUGAUUGUCAUUUUACCUUUGAACCAUUACAACGCAAAAAUGUAUGCACAAGCUCAAGACAAAUUGAUGGAAUCUCGAGACAAGCGUAUUUCAUUAAUGAAUGAAGUGCUUCAAGGAAUUCGUCAGAUUAAAUUCUUUGCUUGGGAGACUAACUGGGAAAAACGUAUUAUGGAAGCAAGAGCGACUGAACUUCGUCAUUUAGCGGUUACUUAUCUGUCUCAUGUCUUGUUUACGUUCGCAUGGCAAGGUUCGCCUAUUCUUGUUUCUCUUGUAUCUUUCUGGUCAUUCACUAGAUUGGAAGGAAAAGAACUCACAGCUCCUAUCGCCUUCACUUCUAUCAGCGUAUUCAAUGAAUUGAAAUUCGCCUUGAAUGUUCUUCCCGAAGUAUUUAUCGAAUGGUUACAGGCUGCAAUUAGUGUGAGACGUAUUCAGGCAUAUUUAGACGAAGGCGAAAUCGACAAUCCUACUGAAGAGGACAUUCAAACAAAGGACAUCACUCUUGGUUUGUAUGAUGCAACUGUGGGUUGGGCCAAGCCAAGUUAUAGCGAUGAUGCUACCCAGGAACAAAGCAACACAGGAUUUACUCUGAAGGAUCUCAAUAUUGAAUUCCCUAACAAUGAACUCAGUUUGAUUGCCGGUGCAACUGGUUCCGGAAAGACUCUGUUGAUGCUUAGCUUGCUCGGUGAAGCUGUGACCAUUAAAGGAACCGUAAAGUGUCCUCGUCAGCCUAUUGUUGAUACGGUGUCUAGCGACUUCGAUUUGUCAGCUGAUAUUGAUCCUAAGGACUGGAUACUGCCAUACGCUGUCGCCUAUGUAUCUCAAACGGCAUGGCUUCAGAACGCGUCUAUUCGAGACAAUAUUCUCUUUGGUCUACCUUUUGUUGAAUCAAGAUACCAGGACACCCUUUAUGCAUGCGCUCUUAAUAAAGACUUGGAAAUUUUGGAAGACGGUGAUAUGACAGAAAUUGGUGAAAAGGGUAUUACCUUAUCUGGUGGUCAAAAAGCUCGUGUAUCACUUGCAAGAGCUGUUUAUUCUCGAGCACAAAAUGUCUUGAUGGAUGAUGUAUUGAGUGCUGUUGAUGCACAUACCGCAAAGCAUUUAUAUGAAAAAUGCCUAUUGGGUCCCUUGAUGAAGGGUCGUACUCGUAUUUUGAUCACUCACCAUGUCAAGCUUUGUUCAAAGGGCGCCGCUUAUAUUGUUAACCUUGAUUAUAAUGUUGCUGGUACGCCCUAUGGCUUGCGUGAGCUUGGAUACCUUGAAGAGGAAGAGGAAAGUGCUAUUGAAGAAGCUGCUGAAGAAGAAAAGGCCAUUGAAGAGACACUUCCACCCGCUAAUGAUGAUGACAAGAAGAAACCACGCGCAUUGGUAGAGGAAGAGACGCGUGCAACUGGUAUGGUCAAGGUUAAAUACUACACUCUCUACAUGAAGUUGGUCGGAAAUCCUUUCUUUUGGCUUGUCAUGGCUGCCUUAAUUUUAGGAUCACGUGGUUUGGAUAUUACCGAAAGCUGGUGGAUCAAGCGAUGGACUCAGACUUAUGAAUCUGUACAUAAUGACGACAUAAUUGUUCAGCAGCACCAUAGUUACGUAUCUCAGUCUAAAUCGUUCUAUGCGUAUAAUCAUCAACCUGUCAUCGGUGACAAUAGAACAUGGGCGGCAGAAGGCGACAAUAGCGAUGACUCUGUUAACUUCUUCCUUGGCAUAUACUGUCUUAUCACUAUGUCAAACGUUAUCGUUCUUACCUUAAGAUUCGUCGUUCUCUUCUGGGGUGUCCUUGGCGCCAACAGAAAACUAUAUGCUGAUCUACUCCAUCGUGUUUUCAGAGCACCACUUCGCUUCUUUGAUACUACGCCCAUUGGUCGAAUCCUCAACCGUUUCUCAAAAGACUUUGAAACAAUUGAUUCAUCUAUUCCCAAUCAUUUUAUGGAGUUUAUCAUUCAAUGGGUUAUUAUUAUUUCUAGUAUCAUUACUGUUUCUACUGUAUUACCUGUCUUUGUGGUUCCUCUGCUCGUUGUGGCUUUGUUUAACAUCUGGAUAGGUGUCAUGUUUGUCUCUGCCUCUCGUGAAUUCAAGCGUAUGGACUCUGUAACUCGUUCUCCUCUCUUUAGUCAUUUUACAGAAACAAUUGUAGGUGUAACUACCAUUCGCGCCUUUGGUGCAACCCGCCAGUUCAUGCAACAGAUGCUCAAGUAUAUUGAUGCCAACUCACGUCCUUUCUAUUAUACAUGGCUUGUUAACCGUUGGGUCAGUAUCCGAUACGCUGUCAGUGGAGCCCUUGUGAACUUUAUAACGGGUACUAUUAUCUUGUUAAGCAUCAAGCAGAUGAAUGCCUCAAUCGCAGGUUUCUGUCUCAGCUUCGUCCUGUUGUUUACCGAUCAAAUGUUCUGGGGUAUUCGUCGAUACACCAACCUAGAAAUGGCAUUCAAUGCUGUCGAACGUGUUGUCGAGUUUAUGGAAAUCGAACAAGAAGCUCCAGCUAUAACGGAUGUCAGACCACCGCCUAACUGGCCAACUCAUGGUGCAAUUGAGGUAAAGGAUUUGGAAGUUCGUUACGCUGCUGAUCUCGAACCUGUCUUGAGAGGUCUUACGUUCUCAAUCAAGGCUCAAGAAAAGGUCGGUGUUGUCGGUAGAACUGGUAGUGGUAAAUCAACCAUGGCCUUGUCUUUUUUCAGAUUCGUUGAAGCUACCAAAGGAUCGAUCGUCAUUGAUGGCGUAGAUAUUAAGGACCUUGGUACAGAAGAUCUUCGAUCAAACUUGACCAUCAUUCCUCAGGAUCCUACUCUCUUCUCUGGUACCCUUCGAUCCAACAUGGAUCCAUUCGAUCAAUUUGGAGAUGAAGAUAUCUUUGUUGCCUUGCGUCGUGUUCAUCUAUUGCCUCAAGAGUCUGCAGCAUCUAGAGCAAAUACGGUUACGUCUGAUGCUACCUUAGAGGCAGCUAGUUCUAAUGCUUUCAAAGACCUCAACACGCCCGUUACAGAAGGUGGCAAAAAUUUCUCACAAGGACAGCGACAAUUGCUCUGCUUGGCUCGUGCGUUACUGAAACGUAGUCGAAUUGUGUUGAUGGAUGAAGCAACUGCUAGUGUUGACUUUGAAACAGACAAGGCUAUUCAAAAGACGAUUUCAGUCGAGUUUGCUGAUUCAACCAUCUUGUGUAUCGCACAUCGUUUACAUACUGUGAUUGAGUAUGAUCGUAUAUUGGUUUUGGAUAAAGGAAAGAUAGUUGAAUUUGAUAGUCCUUUAAAGCUAAUCAAUGAUCCUGAAUCUGUAUUCCACAAGAUGUGCCGUAACUCUGGUGAAUUCGAAAGCUUAGUUGCCUUGGCAAAAUCAAAGCAUCAAUUGGUCGAUGCUUAACCAUAUAAAGCGUAAUUUGUAUAUUAAAAUCUGCAUAUUCUCGAUAAUAAAGAUUACAAGACAUUUAACAGUAACUUAUUACCUUUUCAAGCUUGAUGGUUACCAUGGAAAACCAGCAACUGAAUUUGAAACUGUUGAACAAAUAAAAUGCAAGAUCGAUUGUUACUGUUUCGAAUUAUUGAUCACCGUCACAGCUCUGACAAAAAAAAAAGGCAGAAAAGAC